CUCAGCCGUCGUACACUCACUGCGUGACCUAGAUUCCCCCGCCGCCGCAACACAUCAAUACUCGUUUACUCACACAGCGCGUCAGCCGUCUAGUGUCUGGUGUUUGGAGGGGCGUGUGUGUUGUGUGUGUGUGUGUAGCCUGCAGUGUCUCUUUCUCUUUCCGAGGGAAGGACACAUUAUAUCUCUUGAGAGUUGUUUCUUGCCCAGUGUCGACUUGGCCUAACAUUCCAGCGUCCGGUGGGGAUUCUGUGUUGUUGUAUACAAAUUUGUGGUUUUUGUUGGUGGUAUUUUGUGUGGCCUUCACAUUUUCUCUGACGUGUGCGAAGCAAGGAGGCGGCACGGGCACAGAGGAAAGGGACGUUUCUCAUUGAGUGAGGUUGAACUUCAGCCUUUCAUUGAAGGAGAUUGUCACGAGAGUGGAUCCCCUCUCCCUCUCUGUCCUGUCACACUCUCUGGAUACGUUUGUCAUCAGUGGGCAGUGAGUGUCGUCACCAAGCACGUGAGCACUCACCUCUAGUCUUACUCUAGAUCUUUGACUUUGAGGGCCCAGAAUUUGCUAGAACGGUUGUCUUGUAGCUCCGUUGAGGGCGUUCAUUCGUCCUUUAUAAUAAUUAUAAAGACAGAUUUAAAAGGAAACGAGUGACCCUUUAUUAACGCAGUGGGUGCAUCAUCAGCGCAUGCAUACGCACAGUGGAGUGAUAAUCUUUGGAUCUAUUGGCCAUUAUUAUUGAGCUAUCAUCGAUAGAAAGGAAACUCGUGCAGACGUCAUGGACAGCCUACUCAAAUCCCAGCCACAAACCAACGGCCAGGACGAAUAUGGAGCCACCACCCCACACGCUGACGGAGACAGCGGCGGCGGGCCGGGCCACAUGGGUUCCAGUCCCGCCAACGAGUCGGCCAGGGCGCGCGCCGAGCGACUGGCCAGUAUAGAGGGUCACGGGUCCAGUGUGAUGUCAGGCCACAACAUCAACUAUGCCGUGGACGUGAGACUCAAGCCUUGCUUCGGGGCGGUACAGAAGAAACACAUUCUGAAGGAUGUCAAUGGUAUCUUCAAGCCAGGCAUGAAUGCCAUCCUAGGCCCUACUGGCAGCGGAAAGUCAUCGCUGCUGGAUGUCCUGGCAGGGAGAAAAGAGCCUAAGGGUCUCACUGGGACCAUUCUCCUGGAUGGUCUUCCUCCCCCGCAGAACUUCAAGUGUAUGGUCGGCUACGUGGUGCAGGAUGACGUGGUGAUGGGGACACUGACCAUCAGAGAGAACUUUGAGUUCUCUGCCAGACUCCGACUGCCCCGGUCAGUGACUGACGCCGAGCGGAAGGAGCGAGUGGACCAGGUCAUUUAUGAGCUUGGCCUCACUGAAGUGGCAGAUUCCAAAGUCGGCAACGAGUUUAUCCGAGGCGUGUCCGGCGGGGAGAGAAAGCGCUGUAACAUCGGCAUGGAGCUGAUUAUCUCCCCUCCCGUCCUGUUCCUGGACGAGCCCACCACCGGCCUGGACGCCAGCACGGCCAACGCCGUCAUGAUGCUGCUCAAGAAACUGUCUCAGAGAGGCCGGAACAUCAUCUUCUCGAUCCACCAGCCUCGUUACUCCAUCUUCCGACUGUUUGACUCCAUCAUGCUUCUGUCUCACGGCGAUGUCGUCUACCACGGCCGCUCCCAGGAAGCUCUCGACUAUUUCUCCUCAAUCGGCUAUGAGUGCGAACCUCACAACAACCCGCCCGACUUUUUCCUGGACAUCAUCAACGGUGACUCCACGGCCAUCUCCAGCCAGUACCUGGAGGAGAUGAAGUCCAAGCUCAACGCUGGCUCAGACAGUAAUGGUACUGCCAAAGAGACGCAUGUGGAGUUGGAAGAGACUACAGCAUUGAAGGAUCACUACUUGCAGUCGGCCUGGCGCAAAAAAGUUCAGGAUGAGCUUGACCCCAUCCUGGAGACCUACCACCGGGAAGGUCAGACAGUGCAGGUCAGGGCCAUCAGCUACAAGUCUUCUUUCGGCACACAGCUUGUAACAGUGUCUGGGAGAGCUCUAAAGAAUCUGAUCAGGAACCCUCAGGCAUCUAUUAUGCAGUUUGUCAUCGUUGCUCUGUUUGCUGCCAUCGUGGGGGGCGUGUACUUCCAGAUUGACCACUCCCUCAAGUCUGGCAUACAGAACCGAGUCGGUGCCUUUUUCUUCAUCAUCAUGAAUCAAGUAUUUGGCAACAUGUCUGCUGUAGAACUCUUCAUCAAAGAAAGAGCAAUCUUCAUGCAUGAGAACGUGAGUGGUUUCUACCGUGUGUCUGCGUUCUUCUUGGCCAAAGUGUUCUGUGACGUCGUCCCUAUGAGGUUCAUUCCUUCCUUCAUCUUUUCCUGCAUCGCAUACUGGAUGAUUGGUCUACGAGACGGUGCGGACUAUUUCUUUUUCUUCGCUCUGACCCUGUUCCUGACGGCCCUGUCAGCGUCCGCCAUGUCGUUCUUCAUCAGCUCCUCCGUGCGCAUCAUGGCAAUGGCCAACCUCUUCCUGGCUCUCUGCUAUGUCUUCAUGAUGCUGUUCAGCGGCCUGCUCAUCAACGUCAGUGACCUGGGAGACUGGAUCAGCUGGAUCAAAUACUUCAGUAUAUUCCGGUUUGGUCUUAACGCUCUAAAUGUGAAUGAGCUGAAAGGUCAGAGGUUCUGCGAUAAUUCCACGUCAUGGUAAGCUUCCAGUUUAGUUUUAGUAGACGUUUUACGG
Molecule: messenger RNA, 2699 nt
Organism: Aplysia californica (California sea hare)
Lineage: Eukaryota; Metazoa; Mollusca; Gastropoda; Aplysiida; Aplysiidae
Product: broad substrate specificity ATP-binding cassette transporter ABCG2
Exons: 18
Coding region: 768-2666 (632 amino acids)
Cellular component (GO): plasma membrane
Molecular function (GO): ABC-type transporter activity; ATP hydrolysis activity; ATP binding
Source: RefSeq, a predicted model, not a curated record